Lolium perenne is the source of this 1714-nucleotide messenger RNA. Its product is annotated as zinc finger CCCH domain-containing protein 11. Gene Ontology annotation, molecular function: metal ion binding; mRNA binding. The record is from RefSeq and is a predicted model, not a curated record. NCBI's taxonomy places the organism in Eukaryota, Viridiplantae, Streptophyta, Magnoliopsida, Poales, Poaceae. Gene Ontology annotation, cellular component: cytosol. Gene Ontology annotation, biological process: cytoplasmic translation.
CACUCCCAUCUCUAGAACUUUCCUCCUCGCCUCCGCCUCCACCUCCGCCUCCUUCCUCCUCCCAGCUCCAAACCCAGGAAACCCUCCGCUCCCCUCCCCGCGCGGCGCCCUCUUCCCGCCGCCCAAAUCCCCACCGGACCCUCCCAGCUCGAAGAAGGAGCAGCGCACGAUGCCGCCGAAGAAGGCGCCGGCGAAGGCGGACCUGGCCAAGAAGCAGAAGGUCGUGGAGGACAAGACGUUCGGGCUCAAGAACAAGAACAAGAGCAAGGCCGUCCAGAAGUACGUCCAGCAAAUCAGCCAGUCCGGCCAGGUCAAGCCCGACGCAGCCAAGACCGCCGCCAAGGCACGGGACAACUCUCAGAUCGAAGCUGUCGAUUCCCCCCACAUCCGAUUGGUUCGCUAUACUGACUUUCUUUGUUUGUUUCUUGAUGUGGAUUUGGAUGCGCAGAAGAAGAAGGAGGAGGAGAAGGCGCGCGAGAAGGAGCUCAACGAUCUGUUUAAGGUCGCCGUCAGCCAGCCCAAGGUCCCCGUUGGUGUCGACCCAAAGUCGAUACUUUGUGAGUUCUUCAAGGCUGGACAAUGUGUGAAGGGUUUUAAGUGCAAGUUCUCACAUGACCUGAAUGUCCAGAGGAAGGGUGAGAAGAUUGAUAUAUACAGUGACAAGCGCGAUGGAGAGGAGGAUACAAUGGAUGACUGGGAUCAGGAGACCCUUGAGAAGGUUAUCCAGUCAAAAAAUGCAGAGUACCAGCAGAACAAACCUACUGAUAUUGUUUGCAAGCACUUUCUUGAUGCUGUGGAGAAGAAACAGUAUGGGUGGUUUUGGGUUUGCCCAAAUGGUGGCAAAGAGUGCCGCUACAGGCACGCCCUUCCGCCUGGCUAUGUACUUAAGUCCCAGAUGAAGGCCUUACUAGAGGAAGAGAGUCAGAAGGUCGCAAUUGAAGAUGAGAUCGAAGAUCAGCGCAAAAAGGUUCAAACCACGACCCCUAUGACUACAGAAUUGUUUAUGGAAUGGAAGAGGAGAAAGGCAGAAGAAAAAGAAGCUGGACUGGCUGCCUUGAGGGCAGAUAGGGCUAAGAAUGAUCGUAUGAGUGGUCGCGAGUUGUUCAUGGCCGAUGCAAGUGUGUUUAUUGAUGAUGCUGAAGCAUAUGAAGUUUAUGAAAGACGCGAAGAGCCGCAAGCUAGUCAAGAACAGGCCAAGAAAAGUCAGGAUGAGGGUCCAAGCUCAUCAACCUCUAAUGGCAAGGAGGGCGAUGAGGAGCUAGAUGAUGAAGAUAUGGAUGACGAUGAUGACCUAGACCUUGAUGAAUUAAAUGAACUGGAAGCAAGCCUGUCGAGAACUUCCAUUCAAAUUCGAGAACCAGGCGAGGGGACAUCAUCUUGAACAGGGAAGUAGCAUGGAUGGUCAUAUUGAGAAGUCAGCGCUCCAUUUUUGCGCUCCAGAUCGACCUAGUUGCUUUAGGAACACAAGGGUGGAGCAUAGAUGCAAGAGGACCCUAGUUUUAAGAGACUAUAUGAUCAUCAUCAGUUUUUGAGGGAGCAAUAUGAUUAAUUGGUGAUGCCUAGCAGUGUUAUGACCAGAUGACAAUCGAUAUUUCCUGUGUUGCCCAGUUGUGUUGUUGUCUUUGCAGGAGUUAUUUUGCUACUUGUGAAUAACAGCACCAAAGUUUUUUCUUGCCUUGCGCAAACCUAAAAGAUAAACUUUGUUGCGAACCUA